AUGGCAGAGCACUGCGAGAUCUCUGCUGCCAUUGUAGUUGAGGAGAAGUGGUGUGUGCUCAAGGUGGAUGGAUACUCAAGAGCCAAGGCGCUACUCAAGAACGGCGAGUGGAUGACUUCUGCACCUUUCAGCGUUGGAGGCCACGACUGGGCCGUGGAAUACUUCCCAAAUGGUCACCCCAAGGAUUGUGAUCAUUCCAUAUCUCUUUAUCUACUUCUUCAAUCUGCUGGUGCCGAAGAUGUGAAGGCGAAAUACACUUUCAGUGUACUUGACAAGAAUGGAGAACCGGUGCCUUCAUACAGUCGUACCAACAACACUACAGAAACCUUCUCAAAGGAAGUUUCAGCCUGGGGGUACAAUAACUUCAUUGAGAAGGCUGAUCUGGAGAGAUCAGAGCAUCUGAGAGACGAUUGUCUCACCAUCAGGUGCAAUCUCACCGUUGUCCACGACGAAGAAACAAUUGUUCCUCCAAGCGACCUGCACCAGCAUCUCGGCGACCUGCUCAUGAACAAUGAUGCAGCAGACCUCACCUUUCAGGUCGGCGGACAGAGAUUCUCCGCUCACAGGUGUGUCCUAGCAGCCCGGUCAUCUGUCUUCAAGGCGGAACUCCUCGGCGCCAUGAAGGAGAGUUCUUCCGCAAGUCCUAUUGAAAUCAAUGACAUGGAAGCUGAUGUGUUCAAGGCCCUUCUCCACUUCAUAUACACCGACUCGGUUCGUCCAUUUCUUGACGUAGUGAUGGCCGGUCAUCUGCUCGUGGCCGCUGACAGGUACAACAUCGUGAGGCUGAAGCUGAUAUGUGAGAAGAAAUUGUGCUGUCACAUUGAUUCCAAUAUGGUGGCAACCAGCUUGGCUUUAGCCGAGCAGCAUGGUUUCCAUGGUCUCAAAGAAGCUUGUUUUCAGUUCCUUGCUUCUCCGUCCAAUUUGGAAGCAAUGAUGGAAAGUGAAGGUUACGAGCAUCUGAAAUCCAGCUGCCCAUCUGUUCUGAAGGAGCUGAUAGCUAGAAUCCUCCCGGCUGAGCUCAAAGCGGUAAAGAAUAUUAUCAUGACAAUGUGGGAGUGAUGCCUAGAGUACUGUUAUCAUAGAUGUUGUCCAAAUCUUAGUACUGAUCGUUGCAAUCGUUAUACUACUUCUCCAGUAUGGUUUCAUGCAUGUUUCAGAACAAAAAAAGUUAGUACCAAUCGUUCGGUUUAA
This is a messenger RNA of Hordeum vulgare subsp. vulgare (domesticated barley), 1191 nucleotides long. RefSeq names its product BTB/POZ and MATH domain-containing protein 2-like. The transcript has a single exon. Lineage: Eukaryota; Viridiplantae; Streptophyta; Magnoliopsida; Poales; Poaceae. Gene Ontology annotation, molecular function: protein binding. Bases 1 to 1059 code for a protein of 352 amino acids. Gene Ontology annotation, biological process: protein ubiquitination. The record is from RefSeq and is a predicted model, not a curated record.